AGGUCUCUUUACUUAUCAUGAAUUUCCUGAUAUUCUUUUGUAUUUCUUUGUAUAAUUUUGAUACAAAACCUUGAUAUUCGUAUGAUUAUCUGCAGCACAGUAGUUUCGGCAAUUGUCGUCCUACUAAGCCAAAGAAGAAUUGCUGCCAAGAUAGUUUCUUGUUAUUUCACUGCAUACCAACCACGUUUAUAAAUAUUUCGCCCGAGAAGAUUGGAAUUCCGUUAACAAUUUUGGAUUAAUUGACUUUUAAACAUCAUUUGAGAGAUUUUUAUUGUUCAUUAUAAUGGCCACAUUAAUGCAUGAACAUCAACAAAUGUUUUAAAUUUAUCAGAUCCUUUUUGGAAGUCAAACAAGUAAAACAUAGCUCUGAUUAUAAUAAGAUCAUGUAUUCAUGUUCCAUCUUAAUAGGAGAAUUUAAUUAAAUAUAAUAAUUAAUGAUAUUUAAUAUCAUAUUUUUGAGGCUAUGUUGCCAAGAAUAAUUUUAAACAUUAUAUAGACCAGAUAAAUCAUAAUAAAUUAUUAAAACAAUUUGAUAUACAACAACAUUUCAUUAUUCUAACACAUCAUAAUUUAUAUACUUAAAAAUCUCUGUAAAAUGGCUGAAACGCAAAGAAUACCUGUAUAUGGUACGCGUCCUCCUUGUGCUACUGGCAAUCGUUUAGAAGAGCGUCACGCUAAAAGAGCAGCCUUAAGAUUAGAAAGAAAUCGGAAACCGGAUAAGCCUGAAGAUUUUGUCUGCUACGAAUCGAGCGACGAUGAAGCAGACUCCAUAUGUGAAGGAGUACAGUACCUAAAAACUUCUUUUAAUUUUGUGGAUUAUGUGCGUGCUAGAGAAACGAAUACAAGAGAAGUGCGAAAAAUUAAUCAAGAAUAUGGAUUUCGACAUAUAUUAACUCAUGAUUUAUAUAAAGAAUAUUCGGUUAGCUUAAAUAAUAUGAAUAAAGUUUUUUGUUCUCAAUGGUUAAGCGAUAGACAAGUAGUAUUUGGAACGAAAUGCAACAAAUUGAUGGUUUAUGAUGUAGCAACACAGAAAUUAGAUCAAAUACCAUCUCUUCAUGGAAGACAAAUUAAUUCAGGAGGUAGUGUUGUACCGGAUCAGCAAUGUGGUAUACAUUCUGUUCAAAUAAAUCCUUCUAGAACUCUUUUAUCAACUGGAGCAAGAAAUAGUACCGAAAUUGCGAUAUAUAGGUUACCUACUCUUGAUCCAGUUUGCGUAGGAGAAGAAGGUCAUAGAGACUGGGUCUUUGAUAUGUGUUGGUUAGAUGAUGAGUUUUUAGUUUCUGGUGCUAGGGAUACCAAAAUGGCUUUAUGGCAUAUAGACAGUGACCUUGCAGAAGCCCCUGAUAAAGCAGAUGUGCCAACACAUAGGUUGAUUCGGCCUGUGUGCGUCAAGGAAUGUAGAUCAGCGCAAAAAGUACGAGCACUUGCUUUUAAUAGGACAUAUAAAGAAAUUGCUGCUCUUACUUUGAAUAGUUUUAUACAUAUAUGGUCUGCUGAGACUUUCAGACAAAAAAUAUCUAGAAAACUACCAGCCUGUCAAGAAAAUGUUUGUCUUGCUGUACAAGAUGAUGGUGUUUAUGCAGUAGGAUGUCGUUCUUAUACUUUACUUCUCGAUGCAAGAACUCUGCAGCCAAUUAAAAAAAUACCUUCACGAUAUAGCGGUUGUGGUAUCCGAUCGGCUAGCUUUCAAGGUUCUGUUCUAACUAUUGGAACUGGUUUAGGAAUGUUAAUGUUUUACGACGUUAGAGCGCAAAAGUAUCUGGAGUCUUCGAUUAAUUCUAACAGAACUGUAGUACUCAAAGCUUCAAAGGGAUACGUGUUUCCAGAUGAAGAGUACAUCGAUGGAUUUCAAAAUGUUAAGUAUACACCUGCUAUAUAUACUCAUUGCUACGACGGAUCCGGGACGCGGUUAUUUACAGCUGGUGGACCACUUCCUGUAAAUCUUUAUGGUAACUAUGCAGGAUUAUGGCAAUAAAGUUAAUUUUAGCCGAAUGAAGAGCCGCAUCGAUUUUUACGUAAGUAAUUAUAAGUUGUACAUUUAAAUAUGAAUAAUCAAGAUUUUAUCUAAAAUGGUAUAUACACCUCUUCUAGAGUUAAGAAACAUUUUCUGAUUACAGUAAUCAUGUACUUUCAUACUUCUUACAUAAUUUUGCCUUUCUUCUAUUUAUUAAAAUUUAGAAAAAAAUAACAACACACUCGUCAGAAAUUUUUAUACCUCAUACAUAAAUGAGAUAAUAGAAAAAUGUAAUAAGAAAAUGAAUUUCAAAGGUGUAUAUAUCUCGACUGCCUCGAUUGCUUUAUUAAGCAAUCGUAUUAGUGUAUGUUUAUACAUUAACACGAAGGAAAAGUUGAAAUUAUUAUUUUGAACUUAAAAUAAAACUAGUAUCUGAUAAAUGAUGAUUUAAGAACGAUAUAAUUUAUAUUUAUGACCUUACCACGCCAUUAUGAAGGUGUUAAUUUAAUUUGAUUCAUCAUUUAACAUAAAAUUUUUCACCGAUAUUAGUCAUUAUUUAUGAAAUUUAAUGAACUUUUGAAUGAGGAUCUCUUUUAUGGUAUAAUACAAAUAAUUUCUGAAGAACAUGUUUUCAUAUGUUAUGAUUAUCUACAUAGUGUGAUUUUAAAUGUAUUCUUUAUAACUUGUGUUGGAAAUGAUAAUCUAAGAAGUAGUCAACGAAUAACACUGCAAUGAACAUUAAGUUUUAUCAGAUACAAUUUAUCAAGUUGAAAUUUUAAUACUGGCCUUAAAAGAACAAUAUACAAUAAGUAUGUUACAAAAGUUUAUUUUAGGGAAAACAGUAACUGUUUCAAAUCUUUAUAAUGUAUUUCUGUAUUAAAUAAUAGAGUCUCAAACAUUUAGAACUUUGAUCAAUGCAUGAACUAUUAAAUAAUAUUUUUCGAAUGUACACAGUGGUUAUUAUUUUGUUGAAUCAAAAUUUAUUAAGAAAGAAAUAAUCUAUCAUCGUGUAUUCAUUUUCUUUUAAUACAAUUUUGUUGUUAUUAACAUGGUCACAAACAUCAAAUCUUAAACUUAUUAACUGUAAAAAUUAGUCCUUGAAAAAAUACUCCACAAAUUUGAUCAGAUUCAUUACCUCUAUGUUAUAUGGAAUUUGAUGAAAUUGAAGUAUUAGGGAAUAAAAACUGUGUGCAUUUAUCAAUGAAAUUUUAUAAUUAUGUGCAGCCAUUUAAAAGUUGAAACAAAUAGAUUUACAUAUAAUUUUUACACUACAAAUUUUGGUGUACUUAAGUGAUAAAGUUCACCAUUAUGUUAAUCAUUGUCUUUUACAUUGAAUUCAUUGAUGCAGCAAUGAUGUAAGUGCAUUUUCAAUGCUUAGAAUAGAACAACAUUUUUGGGGAUUGAAAAGUUGUUGAGAUGUAAACAAUAAGUAACUGGAUUAUCAAUGUGUCGUGGUGAAUAUAUGAUAACAAAAUAUAUUCUAAGUACUUGUAUAGUCUCGAACGAAGUAGACUUCUCUAAGGAAAAUUACGAUACAGGGAAAGUAGGAAACCUGGGAUAUCGUCAUUUUCUCUGGGAAAACCUACCAUAUUCGGUACUGUACACCAACAGAUUACAAAUUGUUGGCAUAUAUUCAUAAAGUCAUUACAUUAUAUAAUAAGUAAAAAUGUGUGUUGUAUUUAUAAAUCCAUGAUUAAACUAUACAAAACAUAUAUGUGAUGAUACAUAAUGAACGAAUACAUUGAAUGCAUUUUAAUAUGGACUAUCACAUCUACUUUUAUUAUAAAUAUUGAGAACAAAAAAUUAUAACAAAUAAUUCUGUCUUUAAUGCCUGCCAUAAUUUUAUCCAUUUAGGCUCUCAACGAUAAUUGUUAAAUUUGUUUCAAGUUCAUUGCUUUCAUAUGAAAUCUUUUUAAGUGAUAACUAUUUUCUAUACACAAUUUGAUGUCCAUUUUAAAACGUCCUAAUUUUUUCGUACUAAUAUCACAAACAAUAAAGUCUAAGUAUCACAUAUUUUAUCUUAUAUAAUGCAAUAGGAAAGGUGUAAAAUAAAUAAUUUUUAUACUUGAAGUAUAUGUAUAAGUUAUAAAACAAUUUUCUGCAGUUAUAAUGGCUGCAUUACUGUAGCAGAAAAAAAGCUAUUCUCUCGUGUAUUAAUGCUUACCAUAAGAAUAUUAGAGAAAAAUUUUUGUAAGAAAUCAUGUGUAACUUCAGAAUAUUUGUCCUUGUAUUUCUUAACAGAUUUUUCUUCUAUUUUUUAAAGAAGAACGUGUUAUAUGUAUUUUUCUUUUUUUUUUUCCUUUUCGUUAUAAAAGUACAUAAUUUAAUUUGUUAUUCUGUAUGGUUGUGUUCCUAGAUCUAUAAUAAAAUGUUAUUACAAAAGUAUUUAUCAUCUGUGUUAAGAAUAGAGGGACAAUGUAACGAGUAACCUUUUAAGUUCUUUUUAAAUAUUUUGUUUCAAAAAUUUACAAUAUAUUUAAUUGUUAGAAAAAAGAUAUCCAGUGCAAGUAAUACGUGUGAAGAAAUUUAUGAUAAGUUUACAGUCAGCUCAAUGUUUGUUACGUUUCAUCAACUUAUUGUAACAACAAACUUUUUAAACAAAUAUAUACAAAAUUUUGUUAGAACAAAUUACAACAUUGAAUUGUAUUUAUUUCUUAAAAAGUGUUUGUUUGACACGUGAAAUGGUAAAUGUUUCUCAGAGAUAGGACUAUUUGGACGGUAAUCGUACACCUUGCAAUAUUGUAAUUUUAUGUGUGUGCGAAUGUGUUAAGUAAUUAAUGUAAAUAAACAUGCCAAGAUUGAAAUUGUAUUUAUCAAUUCUUCUAACUGAGAGAAGAAGUAAUAACAACGCUUAAAGAACAAAAUACAAAAGAGAAGGAAAGAUUAGUCUCCUUAUAAAUAAUUUAUUAAUGGUAUAUUGAUACAAUAUUUUCAUUUUCAUUUAGAAUCGUCACGAAGAACGUGUAAAAUGUGUAUAAUGCAUACAAAACAUGUGAUGUGAAUGUUUUUUAAUUCAGGCUUAGCCCUGACUACAUUAGAUAUGUUGUGUUUUAUUAUGUGUGUUUGACAAUGUACCGAGGCUCAGCUUGAAUAAAAACACGGAGGUCAAUUUUGCCCCGUGUAUACACGUCCGACACGUGAAGAGGACCAUACCUCUUUAACGAGCAGAAGAUGGAACCUUUGAAAGGCAUCUUCUUUUCGGGGCACGUGUCUAUUAUUAGCGUGAUUUUAACGAUAAUAAAUUGCUUCUUUCACGCGUCAUUCUGUUGGAA
Molecule: messenger RNA, 5226 nt
Organism: Osmia bicornis bicornis
Lineage: Eukaryota; Metazoa; Arthropoda; Insecta; Hymenoptera; Megachilidae
Gene: DCAF12
Product: DDB1- and CUL4-associated factor 12 homolog
Exons: 8
Coding region: 596-1975 (459 amino acids)
Cellular component (GO): Cul4-RING E3 ubiquitin ligase complex
Molecular function (GO): protein binding
Source: RefSeq, a predicted model, not a curated record